Sphenostylis stenocarpa is the source of this 1338-nucleotide messenger RNA. The record is from the annotation of a GenBank genome assembly. Lineage: Eukaryota; Viridiplantae; Streptophyta; Magnoliopsida; Fabales; Fabaceae.
AUGGCAGGUGAGGUGCUGAAGAAGGAGGAGUCCCUAAACCUCAAAAUCACUAACAAGAGUCAUGUGCAACCUGAGGAGAAAAUUGGGAGGAAAGAGUACCAGUUGGUCACUUUUGAUCUUCCCUACUUGGCCUUCUACUACAACCAGAAGCUACUGUUUUACAAAGGGGAGGACUUUGAUGGCAUGGUUCAGAAGCUGAAAGUUGGACUUGGUGUAGUCCUGAAAGAGUUCCACCAACUAGCUGGAAAGUUAGGGAAAGAUGAAGAGGGGGUGUUUAGGGUUGAGUAUGAUGAUGACUUGCUUGGUGUGGAGGUUGUUGAAGCUGUUGCUCAUGAAAUUGGUGUGGAUGAUCUAACUGUGGCUGAAAGUACCAGCAAUCUGUUGGAGCUGAUACCUUAUACUGGUAUCUUGAAUUUGGAAGGCAUGCAUAGACCUUUGCUGGCAGUUCAGUUAACGAAGCUGAAAGAUGGGCUUGCAAUGGGCCUAGCCUUCAACCAUGCUGUGUUGGACGGGACUGCCACGUGGCAAUUCAUGACCUCGUGGGCUGAGAUUUGCAGUGGUUCCCCGUCCACGUCGGCACCACCCUUCCUGGACCGGACUAAGGCCCGGAACACGCGAGUGAAGCUGGACCUCUCACUGCCGGAGCCCAACGACCCACCAACUUCCAAUGGCGAGGCAAAGCCCAAUCCUACUCUGAGGGAAAAGAUAUUUAAAUUCUCCGACUCAAAGAUCGAUAAGAUCAAGUCAACGGUCAAUGAGAACCCUCCAUCGGACGGCUCAAAACCGUUCUCAACAUUUCAGGCUCUUUCCUCCCAUGUUUGGCGCCAUGUAAGCCAUGCACGUAAGUUGAAGCCGGAGGACUACACCGUGUUCACCGUCUUCGCCGACUGCCGCAAGCGGGUCGACCCACCGAUGCCGGAGACUUAUUUCGGAAACCUAAUUCAGGCUAUAUUUACUGUUACCGCGGUCGGGCUUUUAACGGCUCAUCCUCCACAAUUUGGAGCUUCAUUAGUUCAGAAAGCCAUUGAAGCUCAUAAUGCAAAAGCUAUUGAUGAACGUAACAAGGAGUGGGAGAGUGCCCCCAAAAUUUUCCAAUUCAAAGAUGCUGGGGUGAAUUGUGUGGCAGUGGGAAGCUCCCCAAGGUUUAAGGUUUAUGACAUUGAUUUCGGGUGGGGGAAGCCAGAGAAUGUGAGGAGUGGAACUAAUAACAAGUUUGAUGGGAUGAUUUACUUGUAUCCAGGGAAGAAUGGAGGGAGGAGCAUCGAUGUGGAACUAACCUUGGAGCCUGAGGCUAUGGGGAGGUUGGAGGAAGACAAGGAUUUUCUUUUGGAAGCAUAG